Rotaria sp. Silwood2 is the source of this 1476-nucleotide messenger RNA. NCBI's taxonomy places the organism in Eukaryota, Metazoa, Rotifera, Eurotatoria, Philodinida, Philodinidae. The record is from the annotation of a GenBank genome assembly.
AUGAUCAGUCCAGCAAUACGAACAUUACAAACUGUUGUCAUGGAUUUAAUAUUUCUUGUUUUACAACGGCAACAUUCUCAGGAUAUUGUUACAAUAGAACAACAAUAUGACAAAUUCAAAUUAUCUAAAUUUCCUGAAAAAUUUCGUGAUCUAUUAACAGUUAUCAAUAUUAUCAAUGCUUUGAUUGAUAAAAAUAAACAGCAACAAUAUUUCAAGCAACUUUUGGAACAAUCAUAUAAUAUUUUGGGUCAAAAUCUCAAAAUUACUGAAGAUGACGUUCAAACUUCAUAUACACUUUUCGAUGCAGUUGCUGAUCUACAACUGAUUAGUUUGAUGAAUGAACAUCUAUCAAUGGAUGAUUCUUUUAAUGUAUUCAUCUUAGCUUUACCGAACGAAUCAACGUCUGAUCCAGUAUUCUAUAAAAAUUAUCCAUCGCUAUUAAGUAUUCAACGUAAAUAUAUACAGAUUCGUGCUACAAUUUUUUAUCAAUUCAACAUAGUUGUCGAAAGAACGAUAUCGACGCUUGAUUUAAGUUUAUUGCCAGGUCAAAGUAUUCUAGUAGAUUAUAUCAGAAUGGUUAAACAUUAUUUAUUACAAAAGAGAAAAUUUGCAUGGCUCGAAGAGUCAUUAUCAAAAACUGAGCAUGAGUCUAUUUCUGAACUACCUGAAGUCAAAUUUGAUACAAUUAAAGCUACUAGUGAUGAUAAUGAAGGAAAGAAUACGAUAUUCAAUCAAGCAUUUGAACAGUUACAUGAAAAUGCUCAUGUCAUAUUUCGAUUAAGCAAUGAACGUUUGUGGCUGGCAACAUAUCUUGAAAUGCAUAGUAUUGAUCAAGGUGGGCCUUAUCGUGAUUCGAUAACAGCUAUAUGUUCGGAUAUAUGUAGUACACGUUUACCAUUGUUUAUUUUUUGUCCAAAUGGACAAGCGAAUACGGGAUUGAAUCGUGAUUGUCGGAUUCCAAACAUUUUCCCGCCAAAUAAACCAAUUUCAAAUAAAUUCAAAAAACAAUAUAAAUUCAUUGGACAAUUGAUGGGCAUGGCUAUUCGUAAGAAACAUUAUUUGAAUUUAAAAUUUCCAAUUUUACUAUGGAAACAGUUAGUAGGUGAAGAUAUAACUAUGAAAGAUAUUGAAGCAAUUGAUAUACAAAGUUUUGCAAUUAUUAAAGAAAUGGAAAUUAAUAUUGAACAGAAUCAAUCGAUCGAUAUCGACAGCGACAUUAAUUAUUUAUGUACUAGUAUUAUGAGUGAACUUCGAUUUGAUGUUAUCAGUUCAUCUGGACAAACCUAUGAACUUAUUCCUGGUGCUACUAAAUUAACAAAAUCUACACCACCUAUAAGUAGACCAAAUGGAGGAGUAAUUAUAUCAUCAACAAGUGAUUUAACGACAUUUGAAAAAGCUGUACCAAUAAUAAUACCAAUCGCUAAAUCGAACAUAUUGCCUCGUAAGGCAAAUCUAUUCAAAAUGAGUAAAUUAUAG